This is a messenger RNA of Patella vulgata (common limpet), 2679 nucleotides long. Its product is annotated as cilia- and flagella-associated protein 53. The record is from RefSeq and is a predicted model, not a curated record. The transcript is spliced from 7 exons. NCBI's taxonomy places the organism in Eukaryota, Metazoa, Mollusca, Gastropoda, Patellidae. The coding region runs from base 321 to 1877 and encodes 518 amino acids.
UAGAUACCAGACGCCAUUUCCUGGCUUCACAACAUUGAGUUACAGGUUUUUAUGAUCGAUAACUUGUAGGCUAUGGCAUUCAGAACACAAAUUAUAUUUUACACAUCGGAUGUUGAAUAGUAGGCUAGGGAGAAGUAAUCACUCGUGAUUUUUAUUGUUUGGUUGUAGGUUGCAGCAUUUGGUUUGUUUUUUUUGCCAAAGAGGAGAACACAAGUGAUAAGAAGUGAACGCUAUCAACUUAUCGAGCACACCACUUCAACGUUUGUUUUUUGGGACCUAGCUUUAUAUAAGUUUAGAUACUACAAAAAAGAACAGGCAAAAUGAUGGUAUCUCAAAGAAUGCGGAAGACGCGUGAAGUUACGGGACCAACUCCACAUUCUGUUGGAAUAUUGGCAAGAGCCCCAAAUACACGACCCCCAGAGUACCUUAUCCUAGAAAGACGAAAACAAGAAGAAAAGUUGGAGGAAAAUCAAAAAAUGACAAAUUAUAUGGAACUUUGUGAUUUGAAAAAUGAAUGGGAAAGAUGGACCGAUAAAAAAAUUCAGUUGAAUACUGUUAAGAGAAGACUGAAUGGAAUGCUACAGGCUAAUGAAUCUAGUAUAGAAGAUAGGAGAGAAAGACUUAGAGAUUUAUUACAAACAGAACAAAUAGAACAACUGAAAGAAAUGGAUGAUAAACAAGAAACAACUAUUGAACGUCAAGCAAAAAUGAGGUCCAGGGCAAAAUAUUUAAAAGAGCAAAGGGAAACAGAAAGAUUGAAAUUGGUUCAAAAAAAAUAUGACCAGAAAUUCAGAGAAGAGUGUGAAGAAUUGAGGUCUACAGUAUCAAAACGUGCGCAAGAUCAAAUCUGUGCUGAAAGAUUGGAACAGAUGCAGAUGAAAGAACAAUUUGAGGAUGAGAAAAGAAUAGAGGAUGCCAUGUAUGCUGAUUUAUGGAAUAAAGACAUGUUGGAGAAAGCAGAAAAAGAAGAACGGAAGGCUAGAGAAAGACAUGAACGUAAUCAAGCUGUAGUAGAUAUCUUGCAGAAACAGAUGGCAGCAUUACAACUACAGAAAGAUGAAGCUAAAAGACUCAAAGAGGAAGAAGCUCAGUUACUGAAAGAACAAGACGCUCUACGUAAAUUAGAAGAAAGAAGAGCAUAUGAGGAUAAGAUUCAAAGGCAGAGAGAAACAAGAGAUAUGUUAGAUCUUUCAUUGAAGAUAAAGAUGAAGCGAAGGGCUAAAGAUGAACAGGAACAAUUAGCAUUUGAUCUAAAGAUGUUAGAACAGUUGUUAGAGGAAUCUCGUAAUGAAGCCAUGGAACAAAUGCAGAGAAAGAAAGAAUUACGAGAAGAGGAUCAGCGUUAUCGCACCUAUUUACAACAGUUAAUGGAAGAAGAAAGGAGAAAAGAAAAAGAAUUAGAUGCUCUAUGUAAUGAAGAAGUUGAGAAAACAUGGCAGAAACGCUUGGAAGGAUGGCGGCAAGAACGCUUAGCAAGAAAGAGAUUAUUAAAUGAUGUUUUGGCUGGUCGCGCUGAACAGAUUAGAGAUAGAUUGAUAGAAAAUGAAAGACAACAGUUGGAUGCUCAAAGAGAAAGAGAUGAACUUAUUCAAACUAUUGAAAGAAACAAACAGUUGGAUAAGGAGGAGUUACAGAGAAUUCGACAGAAGAAUUUACAAUAUCAGUCAGAUCUGGAGGGUCAGAUUGAUUAUAACUGUCGCUUAAAGGAACAAGAUCGUCAGUAUAAUGAUACAGAAUAUAAACUUGGUCUUCAAGCUGAAUAUGAAUAUGAGCAAAAAAUUAGGGAUGCUUUAAACAAUCCAGUAAUCGAUAAAUUACAUCCCAUGAGAAGAAGAGUUCAGUCGGCAUCUUUACAAGUGACUGGGACAGGAUAUUAGUACGGUUUCUAUUGUUUUUUGUGGGGUGUAUGUUACUUGUACUUUAGGGAUAUUGUUUAUUUAUUUAAAACAGAAUUUUAUUUUAAAACUGUGAUACUUGUAUGAAUAUAUCAAUUAAUGAAAUUGAUGUCUGUACAUAAUAUAUAUAUAUAUGUAUAUAUAUAAUUGUGUCAUGUGUUAUAAUUUUAAAUGUUUAACUCAAAGAAUAUAUUAUAAAUAUUGUGAUAAAUGAUAAUAAGUUGUUGACAAGCAUUACAAUAUGGUUCUCUUCAGUUCACAUACAGUUCUAAGCAUUAUAAUAUGGUUCUCUUUAGAUCACAUACAGUUUUAAGCAUUAUAACUAUGGUUCUCUUUAGAUCACAUAUAGUUCUAAGCGUUUUAAUAUGGGUCUCUUUAGAUCACAUGUAGUUCUAAGCAUUAUUUAACAGACUUCCUGAUUAUGAAUGAGAUCAAUAAUAUUAUAUAUUUACAAAGCAUUAAUGUUGUGGGAAUAGAAUAUGGCAAGGUUUUUUUUUCAAAAUGGGUUAAACCCAUAUAAUAAUUUUCAGUAAAAGAGACAGGUUGGGGGUUUUUUUUCCCCAUGUCCAGCACAUAUCCAUGUAGAUUUUGACUGUUAUUUAUAUUUUAAGUAUUUAUAUGGUGAAUACAUCUGAACAUCUGUCACUUUAAAUAUUUGAAGUCGUAAUAAUAAGAAUAGAAAUUAUGACUAUGCCACUGGUUGUGAUAAUAUAAUGUGUAGAUUUGUUGUAUCAUUCGUUAAUAAUCAAAUAUCAACAGCAUUGAAAAUAAAACUGAAUGAUAA